Messenger RNA from Solanum stenotomum, 378 nucleotides. RefSeq lists its product as uncharacterized. The record is from RefSeq and is a predicted model, not a curated record. The transcript has a single exon. Lineage: Eukaryota; Viridiplantae; Streptophyta; Magnoliopsida; Solanales; Solanaceae. Bases 1 to 378 code for a protein of 125 amino acids.
AUGAUUCAGACUUCCCUAGAUGAUUCUGUGACACACUUUAGCACUACCAUUGACGCCCUUGCGGCUAGGAUAGCGGUGUGUGAGCGUGGCCAAGGGGAAACCGAGGAGGUGAUAACCUUAAAGGCCGCUAUUGCUAUGUUGAGGUGUGACGUAGAUCAACUGAAGUCCACCGACAUGUCCAUGAGCUUCGGGAUGGUGGAGAUUCCAGAUGUACCAGAUAUGCCUCCAGCUACCGCCGAAGAUGAGAUUAGAGUUGAGGAAGCAGCUGAUCAUGAGUCUCAGGUGGAGAUUGAUAAGGAGAUGCUCGAGGUUGCUGAAGAAGCUUCAUAUGAGUGCCUUACUGAGACUGAAGAGGCCAUGGUAGAUGUUGCUGUGUAG